AGAGGGAGAUGAGAAGAAGUUCUAUGACUGUGAGUAUGUCUGUAUCAUCACAGUUAACAGCUGAUGAUUUGCACAUGAGACUGGAUUACCUUGAAGAUAGAGUGUUAUUUGCUCGGUUGUUGUUUCCUGCUGAGGCUAGGGUAGCCAUUGAGAAUGCUGAGGCAGAUUCUUCAUCACUGUACGCAAACGAAUCAGCAUUGAAGGGCACAUAUGGAAAUAUAAAAGAAGUUGAUCUAAAUGAAUCUCCCUCUGCUCGAGCCAGAAAACUUCAGUUAAGACUGCAUGCCCUUAUGAAAACAGUUGAGAAUGGUAGGCGCUUCUUUCCUCAUUGUUCAGAAGUGCUUGAUAAGUUUCUGGAAGAUGAUAUGCCAGAUGUGUUCUUCCUAGAGAAAGGCAGUGAAGAAGAGCAGAGAAUGAAGAAAGCACGAUUCAUGGAACUUAAAGAUGAUGUGCAGAAAGCAUUUCACAAAGAUAUGGCUGAAAAUAACCAUUCAGCAUUUUCAUCUUCAGUGUCCUCUUCGUCAUCUUCUACUCGGAGGGAAGGUCUUAACCACAGAGUGAGGAGAAAAUGAACUCCAUCUUCUGCUACUGCAACUUCCAAGUAUAAGAAGAAGCUUUGGAAUAUUCAGUAAAUAAGAUGUUGUGUUAAAUUAGAGUGUUUUGGUAAAGGAACAAGCACAUUUUUUCUAGCUUCAUUUUUGUUUCUUGCACUUGUUUGACCAAAUGAAGAAAAAAGGAAGAACUACUGGCUUGUAGUAUAUUUUUUAUCCUUUUCCAAGAAGCUUAAGUACUUGUAAAAUCUUACAUUGAUAUCUCAAUCAACAUCCUAGA
Vigna umbellata (rice bean) is the source of this 831-nucleotide messenger RNA. Lineage: Eukaryota; Viridiplantae; Streptophyta; Magnoliopsida; Fabales; Fabaceae. The record is from RefSeq and is a predicted model, not a curated record.